CAGUCGCACGAACGACAUGCUUGUUUUGAACUCAAUAAUAGGAAUAAAAAAUAUUUCAAAGAUCGACAUUGAGGAGCAAAUAAUGGUAUGUGUGCUGCGACUUUGAAAGCUUAGGAACAUUAGAAAUGCACAAAUAAAAGAACAUCAAGAAGACACCUGCUGUAAUCAACCUUUGAGGAAGUACAAGAAUGUCAGGGCUUAUGUUGAACCUGGAUUAUGAGCCUAUAAGUGGAGGCAAAUCAGGUAAAUCCAGAGGAAAUGCUAAACAUGAACGUUUCCUUGGAAGGAGACAUUACCUGGAGCACAAGGGUUUUUUAAAAGAGAAACAAAAUAAAAAGCGAAACAAAAACAAGCAGAAAAAUAAAAAAAAGUACAUGCAGUUCAAUGGAGGCGAUCAAUCAAACCCAGGUGCUAUUUUUCCCAAAGUGACCUCUUAUCUGCAUAAUAAGACAAGUGAGCCUUCUGGUUCUGCACAGAUGUUUUCCACAUUUUCAUUUCCAUCCACUGCCUCCACAUCUCAGAGACAUCCGGCAGACCAGGCAGCACCCCGCACCCUUGGACCUUUGAAAUAUGUGGCAAUGGACUGUGAGAUGGUGGGAACAGGACCGAAGGGGUGUCGCAAUGAACUUGCCCGCUGCAGUAUCGUCAACUACGAGGGUGAUGUGAUUUAUGAUAAAUAUAUCAAACCCAUCGAUCCAGUGACAGACUUCCGCACUCGCUGGAGUGGAAUCAGGAGGCAGGACCUCCUCCAUGCCAUACCCUUUGAACAUGCACAGAAAGAGAUUGUGAAGAUAAUAACAGGGAAAGUGGUUGUGGGCCAUGCCAUCAAUAAUGACUUCAAGGCCUUGAAAUAUUUCCAUCCUGUUUGCCAAACACGAGAUACGGCACGGAUUCCACUGCUAAACCAGAAAGCUGGGCUGCCUGUGAAUGAAAUGGUGUCUCUGAAGAGGCUCACUAAGGCUAUUCUCAAAAAGGACAUACAGACAGGGAAGGGAGGCCACUCAUCAGUAGAAGAUGCCAAAGCCACCAUGGAACUGUACAAAGUAGUGGAAACCAUGUGGGAGCAAAAACUCUCAGCUCUCAACCUUCCAGCUGAAGCAAUGGAUCUAGCGCAGAAUCAGAAAAUAUAAGAGUUUUUUUUAA
This is a messenger RNA of Carassius carassius (crucian carp), 1143 nucleotides long. It is a transcript of the gene isg20l2, whose product is annotated as interferon stimulated exonuclease gene 20-like 2. The transcript is spliced from 4 exons. Bases 189 to 1130 code for a protein of 313 amino acids. The record is from RefSeq and is a predicted model, not a curated record. Gene Ontology annotation, cellular component: nucleus. Gene Ontology annotation, molecular function: 3'-5'-RNA exonuclease activity; nucleic acid binding. Lineage: Eukaryota; Metazoa; Chordata; Actinopteri; Cypriniformes; Cyprinidae.